Molecule: messenger RNA, 1860 nt
Organism: Plasmodium coatneyi
Lineage: Eukaryota; Apicomplexa; Aconoidasida; Haemosporida; Plasmodiidae
Exons: 1
Coding region: 1-1860 (619 amino acids)
Source: RefSeq, a predicted model, not a curated record
AUGGAUUAUCUUGACAAAGAACAAGUGAAAUAUGUGGAGGAGCAAAAGGAGGAAAGCAGCAAAUGCCGCAACGUUUGGCAAGAAAUAAUUAGAAAAACUCUUGGAUGUACAAAGGAACAAAUACAAAAAUAUGUUGCAAGUUGUAGAAGAGAAAAGGAAAGGGUCAUUUCCAUUUUAUAUGGAAGUGUCUUCCAAGGGGAAAGGUACCUUGCAUAUACAAAAAAAUGGAGAGGAAACACCUUAAACGAAAUCAUCAAUCAGGAUGAAAGAAAUUAUGCAAACUUGAAAAAGUUGGGAACGGCGGACAAUAGCUACUUGUGCAGGUUAGCCCUUGGGUAUGUGGACCAGGAUGGUACGGAUAUUUUCGGACAGAAUGGACAGGCAGAACUUAACAAUUGUGAACAUGAGGGUAACGGUGACGGCGACGCAAACAAUCACGCUGAAGCUAACGCUAAUGGAAACACAACCACCAUUACAGACAACAUCACCGUCUCCAAUAACAAUAACAGCAACGGACCCACCACUCACAGCAACAUGGUCACGAGAGGAAAAGCUCACCAUGCAGAAAAUAACGCACCCUUAAACGAAAACGAUGGAAUGUUCGAAAAAUUGAACUAUUUAGAAAAAAGAAAUUAUAGGAACAAGUCCAAGGUAGGCUACUAUAACGGUCUGCACGAUGGUACCACGAACAGCCACUAUUACUAUAGUAAUGAAUACGGAAAUGGACGCGAUGAUUUUCACUCUGCUGGUAAUUAUUACAGUGUGGGCGGCCGAAAUGUAGCGAACAGCCGAAGGGCAACCGGCCGAAAUGCAAGAACCAGCAACCCAAAUGGUGACCCCUCUUGCGAAUUCCCAUCGGAACAAAAUGAUGCAAUAAUUAAAUACAAGUACUUACCCACAGGUGUUUUCUACAGUCGAGUUUCUCGAUCCUUUAUUGCCAAUUGGAUUGAUCAUAAAACAAGAAAACAAAUUAAAGUACCAUAUAAGAUUGCCGAAUUUGGUAUCGAAAAAAGUAUGAUCUUAGCCAUCCUUUCUAGGAACCAUCGUAUUAAUAAACUGCAAAAAGCUCUGCAAUGCUACGACAGCUUAACCACCGAACAGAAGGAGGAAAUGCUCCAAGAUAUUAGAACCACACAAAAAAGUGAAAACCUUUUUCACGAUUUGCUGAAACCGAGCGGGAGGGGCACACCCAAUGGAGGGGACAUACCUAACGGAAGGGGCAUGUCCAACGGGAAGGAAAUGCCAAAUGGGGGGGUCACACCCAACGGGAGGGGAACUCCCAACGUCCUCCUUCACAGUAGAGCAUUCCCAAACGGCGCAACAGACAGGCAAAUACACAAUGUUAACAUCCAAAUGGAUCAACCAAUUGGCCAUGUGGACCAACUAAUCGGUCCACCCAACCAGCUAAUCGGUCAAUCCAACCAACCAAUUAGCCAACCCAACCAGCUCCCCUCGCUGAGCAGCAACAACAACUCCCCGAAGAACCGCGACCAGCGGAAACCGAAACGCACAACAAUCAAAAAAAAAAGUGUCGAAAAGAAAAAAAUUAAACAGUCGUACCAUAACGCAGAAAAUUUACCCACUGGGGUGUAUUUUUAUCAAGGCUCCUAUGUAGCCAAUUGGUGGGAAACACAACAAAAAAAACAAUUCAAAGUUCCUUUUAAAAUAUCAGAGCAUGGAAUAACCAAAGCCAAAAAUCUAGCCAUCAUUUCCAGAAUUAUUAGAUCAUCCUCUGUGCAAGAAGUCAAUUUCAUUUUAUCUCAAAUGGAGCAAACAAUGGACAUCACAAAGUUCGACUAUGCUACCAUGGCUGCGUUAGCUAGUAAAUAUAUAUUAACCAAAGCUCCGAGAGAGGAGUAA